GCUGUGUAGAAUGAUUUCUUACUUUAAUAUUUUCCCUGUUGUAUAUUCUACAUUAACGUACACAUUUAUGCUAUCAAUCAUUGAAUAAUGAUUUUACCUGAUGAUCAACAUAUUCUAAUAGAGAUAAUGAUAGAUUUCACCUAACUUUUUUUAAAAAUGAAUACCAACCUGAAGAAUAGUUGUGAGUCAACUACAGAAGAAAAUGAUCUCACAACAACUAUACACGAUUCAUCAAAUUCUUUUCAAAAUGUAACAGAAUCAAACCCAAAACCUACUGAAUUAAACCAAUUAUGGAAAGGUGAUAUAACUGUAGAUAGCCCGAAUAAGUCAUCUGAUUUAAAAUUAACUAAAAUGUCUACUGAGGAUAUUAGAAGAUCAUCAGCUAUACGUUCUGAUCAGACAUUAAAUGUUUCACAUCUUUUAUAUCCAACUAGUUCAUUGACACACGCAGCUUCAGCUCAUUCAAGUUAUUUACGAAUUCCAUCUAUAUGUGAUCAAAUGAAUGAUGCAGCUGUAUCAACACAUUCAGCUGACUGGUCAAGAUCAUUGCAUAGAUCAAGUUGUUUUAAUACACCAGAAAGUUUAAAUGAAGAAGAUCGUAAAUUUGCUCAAGCUACAGCUCGUGCUGUAUUGGCUGCUAGUGCUAGACAAUCACGUACAGCAUUGACAGAUUUACCAUUAGAUUUUUUUACAAAUAUUUCUGAUUUUUCCAACACAGGAAAUAAAUUAAGCUCAUCAUCAGUUCAACAAUUAUCAAAUAGAAUUCGUUCAACUAAUGAAAGUGCAUUGAACGUAAAUAGAUUAUAUUUACCUGCAUCAAAAUUCUAUGAAGAUUCUAAAGAUCGUCGUAAUAAUCGAAAAUUUAGUGCACUAUGUGUUCAUAGUUUCGAUGAUACAAUACAUGAUAGUGUAUUAAGAUAUAGACGAGAUAAAUCACCAAUUCCUGCUACAUUACGUAAUUCUACUAACAUAAUGCGUAAUAGUGCAAUUAACUUAUCUAAUUUUACACAAACAAACUAUUUACAUGCAUUACAAUCAACACCAUCAUCAUCUACACCAAAGAAUACUACUUCAUUAAAACAAAAUCCAAGAACUCUGAGAAGUCUGGCCAGACAAACAUCACAUUCAAUAAACAGACCAUUGAAACGGUUAGCUGCUAGUUUCCGUCUAACUAAAUCAAAUGGAAAUUCAGCAUCAACAACAAAUUAUAAAGGUUAUCUUCGUAAUGUUGGCUUGAAAUCAGCAGAUACCAUGUCAAGUUGUAAUUCUGUUGUUAAUAAUAUUGAUUCAACAAUGAAUGAUUCAAACAGUAGUCUUAAAAAUUCAAGAACACGUAGUGUAAUGCUACAGACAGAUCAAGAUUUUGCUAAUGAAAUUAAACGUGAAAAAAGUUUACGCAAAGGUCAUUUAUUAUUCAGUGAAAAUUCAUGCGAUAAACGAAUCAAAUCUGAAAUGAGUGAGUCAACAGAUAAUGAAUCAGACAGUUUAUUAACUCAAGAAGAAAAACCAAGUGGAUCAUUUCACUUAAAAGAACAAUUUUUUGCAUUUUUCCAACCAACUGGAAAUAAACUAGCUAUGAAAUUAUUUGGCACAAAAUUAGCUUUAGACAGAGAAAGAUUAAGGCAAGAACAACAAGGUGACUGGAUUAUACAUCCGUGUAGUAAUUUUCGAUUUUAUUGGGAUCUGAUCAUGCUGUUAUUAUUGAUCGCAAACCUAAUAAUUCUACCAGUGGCAAUUUCUUUCUUCAACGAUGACUUAAGCAUUCAUUGGAUUGUAUUUAACUGUGUAUCGGAUACAGUAUUUCUAAUUGAUAUUGGCGUAAAUUUUCGUACAGGGAUUAUUAAGAAUAAUUUUGCUGAUGAAAUUAUGCUCAAUCCAAAAGAGAUUGCACGACAGUAUUUGAAGACAUGGUUUCUUUUAGACCUAUUAAGUUCAUUACCUUUGGAUUACAUUUAUCUUAUAUUACAUGACAAUGAAAACUUCACACAAUUUGUACACGCUGGCCGUGCACUGAGAUUUCUACGCUUUGUAAAACUUUUAAGUUUGAUCAGACUGUUACGAUUGUCUCGAUUAGUUCGUUACGUCAGUGAAUGGGAAGAGUUUAUCAAUCUUGCAAGCAAAUUUAUUGGAAUAUUCAAUUUGGUUUUAUUACUUUUACUAUUGGGUCAUUGGAAUGCAUGUUUACAAUUCCUCAUACCUAUGUUACAUGAUUAUCCUGUAGAAAGUUGGGUUGCUAAAGGUAAACUACAGAAUGCUUACUGGUUUGAUCAAUAUACUUGGGCGUUAUUUAAAGCUAUGUCACAUAUGUUAACAAUUGGUUAUGGAAGAUAUCCUCCAACAAGCUUAAGUGAAGCAUGGGUUACAGUAAUUAGUAUGGUUACUGGAGCAACAGGAUAUGCUUUAUUUGUUGGUCAUGCUGCAGCUCUAAUACAAUCAUUCGAUUGCUCUAAACGUCUUUACAGAGAAAAGUUUAAACAAGUUGACGAAUAUAUGGCAUAUAGAAAACUACCACGUGGUCUACGCAAACGCAUUGCCAGUUAUUAUGAACAUCGAUAUCAAGGCAAAAUGUUCAAUGAAAAUGAAAUACUAAAUGAACUUUCAGAGUGCUUAAAGGAGCAAAUAAUCAAUUAUAACUGUAGAGCAUUAGUUGCAGCAGUACCAUUUUUUACAUUUGCUGACCAGAAUUUCGUAUCUGAAGUAGUUGUUAAAUUGCGUUAUGAAGUAUUUCAACCGGGUGAUUUAAUUAUCAAAGAAGGUACAAUUGGAACUAAAAUGUAUUUUAUUCAAGAGGGUAUUGUGGAUAUCGUGACAAGAGAUGGUGAAGUAGCUACCAGUUUAUCGGAUGGUUCAUAUUUUGGAGAAAUAUGCUUACUAACAAAUGCACGUCGAGUGGCUAGUGUUCGAGCUGAAACAUACUGUAAUGUUUAUUCACUAGACAGAGCAAGUUUUCUUGAAGUAUUGGAUAAUUAUCCUUUAAUGCGUAGAACAAUGGAAUCCGUGGCUGCUGAACGCCUAAAUAAAAUUGGACGUGAUCCAUUAGUUGUUAGUAGUCGUAAAGAUUUGUAUGAUGAUCUGAAAUUAGUAAAUGAAAUUGUUAAUCAGGCAAUCAGUGAGGCAGAUGAUGCACAAACAGAAAAUCAAGAGGGUGAAACAGAAGAUGACGCUGAUGGAGAAGGUGAUGGUGAAGAAAGGAUUGAUUAUUCAAAUAAAAUUAUAAAUAGACUUUCUCAUCCAGUUAGUUAUUUUAAACAACGCAAACCAUCUCAUUGGAUGCAUUCAUUGAAUUUACGUAAGGCAUCUGCACCAGAGUAUAACAGUCAUUCACAUAUGCAUAGAUCGCGUACAUCAGGUGUACUUAGUUCAGGUGUACGUAAAUGGUAUCAAAUUAAACGACGUAAAUCAAAUUUUCCACGAUCAUUUCCAAAGACUAAAAGUGUGGAUAACCUGAAUUUUCAUAAAGCUUUGCCUAGUGUAUCAAAUACUUGGCAAAUCAAUACACCAGCACCAAUAAAUGUUACUGUUUCUGUAGUGAAUGAACAAGAGGAAUUACAAACGACACUACAGGCUGACUCAUCACAUACCUCAAUAAAGAUUAUCGAAAAAAGUGAUGAAGAUAAUCCUGCAGAAACCUCCUAAUACAGUAGAAAUAAAGCUAACGAUUACCGAUACUACUAAUAAUAUUGGUGCAUUUUAAAUAUUGCUCCACAGUUUUCUUUAAAUGUUCAAGAAUAAUCAUAAAACAAAAAUUAUAACUUUGUAAUUGCAUUUAUUUAGUCAGAUAUAUAAGUAUCUCUUUUGUUUCACUUAAAACCUCUUCAUGUUUUGUUGCGAUUGGUUGUGAAAUACACUAACCUAUUAUCACAUAUAUAUACAUAAAUAUAUACUAAUGCGAUAAAAGAAGUAAAUUGAAUAUUUGUUGCAGAAAAAUUCACUUUUUGAAGAAAAAAAUAGAUUUGACUUGUA
This is a messenger RNA of Trichobilharzia szidati, 3963 nucleotides long. NCBI's taxonomy places the organism in Eukaryota, Metazoa, Platyhelminthes, Trematoda, Strigeidida, Schistosomatidae. The record is from the annotation of a GenBank genome assembly.